This is a messenger RNA of Serpula lacrymans var. lacrymans S7.9, 948 nucleotides long. RefSeq lists its product as uncharacterized. The transcript is spliced from 2 exons. The annotation marks the transcript as partial. The record is from RefSeq and is a predicted model, not a curated record. Gene Ontology annotation, cellular component: membrane. NCBI's taxonomy places the organism in Eukaryota, Fungi, Basidiomycota, Agaricomycetes, Boletales, Serpulaceae.
CAUCACGCAAUUAUUCCCUCCCUCAGCACUACCCACAAAUUCACGCACAAAUGGCCACGUCUACAGUCUGUACGAUCGCUCUCCACAAGUCAGCGCUAUACUGCUAAAGAAAAUCAAUCUGGCAGGGCUGUUGCACUCGCGCUUGAAGGAGGCUAUGGACUUGGCGUCGAGCGAAUCAAACGCUGGACAAUUCAUAAAUGGUUUCUCCUUCUCUCCGUGAUCAUUGUCCUCGCCUACGGCAUAACUGGCCUUAUCCUCGCGAUCAUCACCUGGUUUAGAGCCUGGCAACACGCCGACGUAACCUACGUCGCAGACUACGACAUCCUUGUUCUCCUCACACUUGCAGGGUGCAUCCUCGUGCUCUCCGCUGUGGUCGGUCUCUCAGGCACUCUCCUGAACUCUCGCCCCAUCCUCGCUAUCUACGCCCUCCUCCUUUGGCCCGCCCUGAUAGCACUCCUUGCGGUUGGGUAUGCUGCAUACAAACGCGCCACCUUCGCCCUCGAUCGCAAGCUCGAUCUCGCAUGGAGCCAGUACUAUACCCCCUACGGCCGACUGCUCAUUCAAGAGUCCUUGGGUUGCUGCGGAUAUUACAGUCCCCUGCACGAUGCCUCCCCCAGUGCACGGUGCUACUCUCGCACGUCCCUUCCGGGGUGCAAAGGAAAGCUGUAUCGUUUCGAGCGAAUGCAGUUGGCAACGAUCUGGUCUGCCACUUUUUCGCUCGUUCCGUUGCACAUUCUCGCGAUUGUUGUGGCGUUGCUGUGCGCUAAUCAUGUCACGAGAAGGUUUGGAAAAGGCAUAUUGCCCAGAGCUUACUGGCUUCGCAUGGCGGAUGUGAGGGAAGAAGCUGAGAAAUUUUUCAAGGCUGGGCUCAUUGCCCGACCUGUGAUGGCAGAGAGAGCGCCCGCAAACGCCAGCAUGACAAGAGAUAAGAUACGUAUGACAUUGUAA